CCCACCGGCAUCCCUCGGCCAUGGGCUCCCUGUUCCGCGGCGAGACGAUGUGCCUGGCCCAGCUUUUCCUCCAGGCGGGCUCGGCCUACGAGUGCCUCAGCGCCCUGGGCGAGCGCGGCCUGGCCCACUUCAGAGACCUCAAUCCAAGUACCAGUGUGUUCCAGAGGAAGUAUGUGGGUGAAGUGAAGAAGUGUGAAGAAAUGGAAAGGAUAUUAGGAUACCUGGUGCAAGAAAUUAAGAAGGCAGACAUUCCUCUUCCUGAAGGAGAAGCUACGCCUCCUGCCCCUCUGCUUAAGCAGAUGUUGGAGAUGCAGGAGCAACUGCAGAAGCUGGAGGUGGAGUUGAGAGAAGUGACGAGAAACAAAGAGAAGCUGAGAAAGAACCUGCUCGAGCUGACGGAAUAUACUCACAUGCUCCGUUUGACGCGGUCCUUUGUCAGAAGAACUGAGUUUGAGUCCUGUGUACAGACCAAUUAUGAAGAAUUCCCGUCUUUAGAAAGUGACCCUUUGGUGGACUACAACUGCAUGCACAGGCUUGGUGCUAAAUUGGGAUUCGUAUCCGGCUUAAUUCACCGAACAAAAAUCGAAGCCUUUGAAAAAAUGCUGUGGAGAGUCUGCAAAGGAUACACGAUUCUUUCUUAUUCUGAACUCGAAGAGUGUCUCGACGAUCCCGAUACAGGAGAACCUACCAGGUGGUUUUGUUUCUUAAUAUCUUACUGGGGUGACCAGAUAGGCCAAAAGGUUAAGAAGAUAUGCGACUGCUACCAUUGUCACAUCUACCCUUAUCCUAACACGCCUGAGGAUCACCAAACGGUUAUGGAAGGACUCCAAGUUCGUAUUCAGGAUCUGCACAUUGUGCUGCAUAAAACUGAAGAUUACUUGCGGCAAGUUUUAUGCAAAGCGUCUGAGUCAAUCUACACCUGGGAUGUCCAAGUGAAGAAGAUGAAAGCCAUUUAUCACGUGCUUAACCUCUGCAGCUUUGAUGUUACCAACAAAUGCCUCAUUGCGGAGGUCUGGUGCCCGGUUGCUGACCUGCCGAACAUGCGCCGAGCCCUCGAGGAAGGAUCUAGAGAAAGUGGAGCUUCAGUCCCAUCAUUCAUCAACACAAUCCCGACAACGGAGACACCUCCUACUUUGAUCCGCACGAAUAAAUUUACAUUGGGGUUCCAAAACAUUGUUGAUGCAUAUGGGAUUGGAAAUUACAGGGAAGUCAAUCCAGCUCUGUUCACCAUAAUCACCUUCCCAUUUAUAUUUGCGGUCAUGUUUGGAGACUGCGGCCACGGCUUCCUGAUGUUCUUGUUUGCUCUCUUAAUGGUCAUGUUUGAAAAACACCCGCGACUGAUGCGAUCGCAAGACGAGAUCAUGAAAAUGUUCUUCGAUGGGCGAUACAUCAUCUUGCUGAUGGGCUUGUUUUCGGUGUACACCGGCUUGAUCUACAAUGACUGUUUUUCAAAGUCUUUGAAUAUAUUUGGCUCCCAUUGGAACGUUUCACAAAUGUUUGAGCAGAAAGUGUGGAAACCUGAGGAUUUGAAGAAUUCGCAUUUGAUGCUGAAUUCAGCGGUGACUGGAGUGUUCAGAGGAGCGUAUCCUUUUGGGAUAGACCCGAUUUGGAGCCUGGCAAGCAAUCGCCUCAGCUUCUUAAAUUCCUUCAAAAUGAAAAUGUCUAUAAUUCUUGGAGUGAUCCACAUGACGUUUGGCGUUGCCUUGGGGGGCUUUAAUCACGUGUAUUUCAAACAGAAGUACAAUAUUUAUUUGGUGUUCAUCCCUCAACUUCUGUUCCUGCUGUCCAUCUUUGGGUACCUUGUAUUUUUGAUCAUCUUUAAAUGGCUGGCUUGUACCGCCAACGACCCCGAGCCUGCUCCCAGCAUUCUGAUUCACUUCAUUAACAUGUUCUUGUCUCCUGCUUCAGAAGAAAAGCAGCUCUUUUUCCAAGGACAGAUGAUUGUACAGAGACUUCUAUUGGCUAUUGCUUUGCUUUCAGUUCCUGUGCUGCUUUUUGGAAAACCAUUUUAUUUAUACUGGUUGAACAACGGGCGCAAAGGAUUUGGGCCAUACAGAAAAGGUUACCAGUUAGUUCGAAAGGAAAGCGAAGAAGAGCUUGCUCUGUUGAGGACUCACGAUAUGGAAGAGGGAGACGGCUCUUUGGACAACCGGCACAAAGAGGAAGAGAAAAAAAAGUUUGUCUUUGGUGACGUGUUCAUGGAUCAAGCUAUCCAUACCAUUGAAUACUGUCUCGGAUGCAUCUCCAACACAGCUUCAUACCUGAGGCUCUGGGCUCUCAGUCUGGCCCACGCCCAGUUAUCCGAAGUGCUGUGGGCCAUGAUAAUGCGGGUGGGCCUUCGCGUGGAUGCCUCUUACGGGAUCCUGCUCCUGAUUCCAGUUUCGGCCUUAUUCAUGGUUUUAACAAUAUUUAUCCUUUUAGCCAUGGAGGGUCUUUCAGCUUUUCUACACGCUAUCCGGCUUCACUGGGUAGAGUUUCAGAACAAGUUCUAUAAAGGCGAAGGAUACAAGUUCACACCUUUCUCUUUUCAUGGCAUUUCUUUACAUUUUAAUAAAGAAAUUACAUAGUUGCGUGCUGUAGGCACUAAGUCUGUGGAGUUGUCUGUAAAAACAAUCAUGUUCCUAGACGUCUUUCUUAUACAGCUCACUAUAGAAAAGCGCAUUUUCCCCAUUGAUUGCCUUAUGAUGCAGCCAAAUACCUUUGUAAUAUGAAUAUACCUCUUUCACUUGAAUUUUGCAAGUAUGGGACCUCUUGUAGCAGACACAAAAUGUUCUUAUUCCCCCCCCC
Euleptes europaea (tarantolino) is the source of this 2787-nucleotide messenger RNA. It is a transcript of the gene ATP6V0A2, whose product is annotated as ATPase H+ transporting V0 subunit a2. Gene Ontology annotation, biological process: vacuolar acidification; proton transmembrane transport. Gene Ontology annotation, molecular function: proton-transporting ATPase activity, rotational mechanism; ATPase binding. The coding region runs from base 21 to 2567 and encodes 848 amino acids. Lineage: Eukaryota; Metazoa; Chordata; Lepidosauria; Squamata; Sphaerodactylidae. The record is from RefSeq and is a predicted model, not a curated record. The transcript is spliced from 20 exons. Gene Ontology annotation, cellular component: vacuolar proton-transporting V-type ATPase complex; vacuolar proton-transporting V-type ATPase, V0 domain; plasma membrane.